This is a messenger RNA of Hevea brasiliensis (rubber tree), 1869 nucleotides long. Its product is annotated as heat stress transcription factor A-6b. Gene Ontology annotation, cellular component: nucleus. The transcript is spliced from 2 exons. Gene Ontology annotation, biological process: regulation of transcription by RNA polymerase II. Gene Ontology annotation, molecular function: DNA-binding transcription factor activity; RNA polymerase II cis-regulatory region sequence-specific DNA binding. The record is from RefSeq and is a predicted model, not a curated record. Lineage: Eukaryota; Viridiplantae; Streptophyta; Magnoliopsida; Malpighiales; Euphorbiaceae. Bases 525 to 1598 code for a protein of 357 amino acids.
UGGCUGCUUUUGCAUCAUCAGCCAUUCAGCCCUACAACCAAUGCCCUAAAAGAAAGAGAAAAACCAAUCUCGUUAGCUAUUUAUAACCAGAUCAUUCCCUUGCUUUUCUUUCAUGUUUGCCUCUUUUUUCUCUAGUGUGUUUCUUGGUCUCCAUACCAUCUCUAUCCCUCCAAGAAUCUUUACUUAGACCUUGUUCUUCAACAUUUACUAUUACUCUCCAGUUUUUAUGCAUCUUCUGUUCAAGUUUCUGAUUAUUCGUUCAAGAACAAAAGAUAUAUCCAGUCUCACCAUUUCAACUUCACUUUUCCAUAUUCAAACCAAACAUUUACUAAAAUCUUGGCAUUUUUUUUCCUUCUUGAUAUUUUCAAAUUCAAUCCCAAGCUGCAUUUUUUUGUUUUUAGGGCUUUGCACCUAUUAUUCCACACAUUUCCCUGAGAACAGGCUCCUAUCUAUAUAAAAUAAUCCUACAAGAAAGAGAAACCCAACCCACCUCGAAUCUUAGGCCUCUUUUUCAGUUUCCAAUCAUGAAUCGUCUGGGCCGAGUGAAGGACGAGUAUGCAGGAGCUAGUCCUUCUUACUCAGGCAUGGCAUCUACAGCUAUUCCUCAGCCAAUAGAGGGACUUCAUGACGCUGGUCCUCCCCCUUUUCUCACAAAAACUUAUGACAUCGUGGAGGACAUGGCCACAAACCAUAUAGUUUCUUGGAGUCGAGGCAACAAUAGCUUUGUUGUUUGGGAUCCCCAGACCUUUGCCAUGAGUCUUUUGCCCAGAUACUUCAAGCACAAUAAUUUCUCGAGCUUUGUUAGGCAGCUUAACACAUAUGGGUUUAGAAAGGUUGACCCAGAUAGAUGGGAGUUUGCUAAUGAAGGGUUUCUCAGAGAGCAAAAACAUCUUCUCAAGAAUAUAAGAAGGAGAAGAACUCCGCAGCCUCAGGCUUGCCAGCAAUCUCUAGACCCUUGUGUUGAAGUUGGAAGGUUUGGAUUGGAUGCAGAAGUUGAUCUGUUAAGGCGAGACAAACAAGUGUUAAUGAUGGAACUGGUGAAGCUUAGGCAGCACCAACAGAAUACUAAAGCUUGCCUUCAACUAAUGGAACCCAGACUCAAAAGGACAGAGACAAAACAGCAACAGGUGAUGGGUUUCUUGGCUAGAGCGAUUCAGAAUCCCAAUUUUGUGCAGCAGCUAGUCCAACUAAAGGACAGAAGAAAGGAACUGGAAGAAGCAAUUAGUAAAAAGAGAAGGCGGCCUAUUGACCAAGGGCCUAGUAUUGUUCAAGUUGAAAAUUUUGACCAUGGUGGGGGAGUGGAAACUUUUGUUAAGAUUGAACCUCAGGAGUUUGGUGACCUUUCUGAGUUUGACGUUUCAGAGCUGGACGCACUGGCUAUGACCAUGCAAGGAGUGACUGGAAGCCAACAAAACUUGGAGGAAGAAUGUAUGGAGAGAGGAGAGGAACAUGUAGAUAAAGGUAAGGACCUUGAUGAGGGGUUCUGGGAUGAGUUAUUGAAUGAGGAUAUUGGGGAAGAAAUGGGUAGGGGUGAUGAAGCUGAAGAGAUAGAUGUGUUGGUAGAGCAGCUUGGUUACCUGGGUUCUAGUCCAAAGUAGAGAAACUGAAGUUAUUAUGCUGCUUCUUUUUCUGCCCGCUACAGUGCUUUGAGUAUGAAAGACUCACUUUAACCGACUGUCUGAAUUAAUUUUUUUGUCUAUUUGAUUUUAAUAUCCUGGCUGCCAAAAUCCAGAUGUAUUAGAUGGGUUUUGUUGGUAAUUGAUAGGAGACUGCGAAUACAUUUGACACUGAAAGAACUAAUUAGGCGUCAGAAAAGCACAAAAUGCGUUCUUAUUGGAAAUUCUAUGAACAGCUUACAGUUUUCUGGAA